UUCACUUGUGCAGAGGGGAUACAGAGGUGGCCAGUGACGGUCGCUGCACAACAAGAGGAAAGGAGGAGGGAGGCACGUGGAAACCUUCUAUCAAGGUCAGAAAGGACUCGUCAAGCAACGGUUAUGUGGUUUGGAAAGCAGCAGCACUGUUGAAGCCUUUGGUCACUCAGUGUGAAAACCUAGAGCUGCAGCUGAACUACUGUGAAACUACAAGAAGAUCCAGCAAACUGUAGCAAACGCUGAGUCAGCAGACGAGCCCCCUAGAUUGAGGAAUUUCCUGGUUGGAAUUCACAGUGUGCACAUAUUUUCAGCCACCUGUCACUUCAUUCACGUUACUCAGUACAGCUCUGUGCAUGGCAGCUCACUGAAUCACACUGGAGGAUCUCAGCUACGCACCCAGCAGCUUUGAAUCACUGCAGGAUCUGGAUUCAUCUUUUUAAGUGACGCACUAAUGGAUCUUAUCAGCAGUUUCUGAAAACCAGUUUUUAUAGACUGAUCGAUUCCAGCCGGACUUCAGGAUUACAUAAAAUGCUGAAUUAUUCCAACCUGCAGCAGCGGUAAAUCCAUGCUUUCUAGUGCGUUAAAUGCAUUCUAGUCCGGAUUACAGUCUUAUCACAUGAAACGGUGCAUGCUGUUAAGUCUGAGGUGGAUAAUCUACACAAACACACUGCUGCUUUCACAGACAGCAGCAGGUGAUUUUCACUUUUAAGUUAACAUCCAGUCAGGGGUUUGGUUCUGGGUCCAGAUGUUCCUUAACACGGUGCUGGUGGUCCUGACGGACCUGGCAGCCCGGCUCCUGGGUAACACUGUGUUCCGGCAGCACUUCCACCUGUUGCUAUCUGCAGUUGUGAUGUUCGGUCCUGCACUAAGCUUCUGGGUCUCCCAGCACAGUGUCUUUGCCAAGAGAAGCCACUUUCUCUACAGGAUGUUCCUGCGCUCUGGCUGGGGCUGGACCUGCAUCUUUGUCGGUUCCUUCGUCUUCCUCCUCUCCUUCUCCAUCCGUCGUUCCUUUGCUCUCUCCCUCCGUCACCUGUCCAGGCUCGGGGUGGCAGGUGGGCUGUGGCUUUGUUUCUGCAAACUCUUGGACCGCCUGGAGAAUGCCACAGGAAGCUGCUAUGAACCUCUAAUCGCCAACACAGAGGUCACCAAUGGCCAGCCUCUGCUGGUGUUACGGGAAGGGGAGAUCAAGUCUGAAUGUCUCAAAGCUGGGAUGCUGUGGAGAGGAUAUGAGGUUUCAGAGGAUGUCUUCCUUCUCUGUCUCUGCUGCCUGCUGCUGGCAGAGGAGACAGCCAUCUUUGGUCCUUAUCUAACUCUGGGAGGGAUCUCAGAUGCUCCUCUGAGGAUCCUCUUCCUGUUCUGCGUUCUCUUGCUCGGGCUCUGGAUCUUUCUGCUGCUCUGUCUCUUAGCUUACUUCCCUCAGUUCCCCACCCAGUUGCUGGGGGGCGCUCUGGGCUGCCUGAGCUGGAGGGGACUCUAUCAGGGUUGGUACCGCAUGAGGCCCAGCUGGUACUGUCCCGGGAGGCCUGGACUGGGACUGCUCAACACCAAGACCAGCAGCAAUGAACCUGGAGACGGACAACUGAGCCAUGAUCACUGCGAUAACUGAAAAACACAAAGAUCUUCAAACAGAUUACAGAACUGCCACAAAGACAAAUUAAAUCAUUAGGUCACGGUGGUUGUUUAGAGCUGAUUCUGUUACCAACACAUAACCUGUCCAUUUGUGUUUGUUGUCCUCAAUAAGAUCAGCAACCCUUUAAAACUCUGAACAAUCAAAUGAACUGAGUGGGCUACAUUUUUUUGAGACAUCAUAACAGAGAGACACAGGAGAAGACAGGGGAAUCUCCACAAGACAAAAUUUUAGAGCUGUAGACAGCAGUGGCCAUUUACAGGUUGGUAUGGAGUACCUGAAAUGAUCUGAUGGACAUGUGAUUUGCUGGUUAACAUCCAAAUCUCUCCAAUACUUAAAAAAUAAAACGAGAACUUGUGUAAUAAGACUCAAAUUCUGUA
Messenger RNA from Toxotes jaculatrix (banded archerfish), 2007 nucleotides. It is a transcript of the gene fitm1l, whose product is annotated as fat storage inducing transmembrane protein 1, like. The record is from RefSeq and is a predicted model, not a curated record. NCBI's taxonomy places the organism in Eukaryota, Metazoa, Chordata, Actinopteri, Toxotidae. Gene Ontology annotation, biological process: phospholipid biosynthetic process; lipid droplet organization; lipid storage. Gene Ontology annotation, cellular component: endoplasmic reticulum membrane. The transcript is spliced from 2 exons. Bases 746 to 1606 code for a protein of 286 amino acids.